Molecule: messenger RNA, 2100 nt
Organism: Anopheles coustani
Lineage: Eukaryota; Metazoa; Arthropoda; Insecta; Diptera; Culicidae
Exons: 2
Coding region: 186-1865 (559 amino acids)
Source: RefSeq, a predicted model, not a curated record
AGAAUAUUUGUAUAAACAUAAUAAUGUGUAGAGCGUUUUAUAUAGAAAUUCUAUUGGAAAACAGCGUCCAUUCGAUAAAUACGCCCAAGAAUUUAUAUUACUAUCUUUGAAACUCAAUUUUCUCUUAGUUGGCCAAGCAAGCAAAUAUACCAUCUGCAAGUAUUUUAAAAUAAAUCAAAUACACAAUGGAGUAUCCGUGUAUUGAGAGUGAAACAGCAAUGAUUGAAGUUGCGGAUGUGAACAACGAAACGGAGGAUCCAUCUGCGAAGGUUGCUACGUGUAUGGUGGCACCGUCGAUGAAGCAGGUGUACUCGUGGAUUAAUGAUGGUGCAGCUGGAAAUAUGUGUGUUGAGGAAAUUGAAAUGGAAGAAAUCAAGAGAGAACCAUCCUACGACUCCGAUCCAAGUCGGGAAUCAUUAAGUAAGCCGCUAUUUCAAAUUGCAACCGAAAAGGCGGAAGAAAAUGGCCAAACAGGAUCAUCAUUGCUUGGAACAGCAGCGCACAACGAAAACCGGUAUCGACGUCUACGGUGCAAAUUUUGCCCUCUACUAUUUUACAGUGAGAAAACAUUGACGAACCAUCAAAGGAAGUGUCAGCUAGUAUGCGAACGAAUGAAUGUAGCUAAAGCUGCCCCUGAUUGUGAGACGAAGGGUAUCUUGGAAGAUCUACAAAAGCGAUUGCCACAGUUUACAAUCGCUAUCACUGGAAAAGAAGAUGUUGGUGCUAGUAGCUGUACUGAUGAUGGUACCCCGGUUCCACACCAUCGUAAGUCGGCUUCGGUGCCGAUAGAAAUAACGGUUAAGACCAUAUCUGAAAUCGAAGCACUUACUACGCCACCCAUUCAAUACAGUUCUAGCUCUUUGUCAACCACUUCAAGUAUAGAUAAUCAAAACCAGGCUGUCCUUUGGCGGACCCUCCCUCCAGAAAUCGCGCUUCAGCUGGAGAGGAUUGAGAACAAAUUAGCCCAGUUAAAAGAGGAGAAUUGUUUGUUACGUCAAGCGUUGGCGGUAUCCUUGGGCCUUCCGAUCGAGGAACAUAAUGAUUCAGACGCCUCCAACUUUGAACGGUUGGAUACCGAAAACCAGAUGGAAGAAUUCAACGAAAAGCUUGGUGAAGACGCUACAUUCGCCGAUACCAUGGUUACUCUGCUGAAGUUAAAAGCUGCUCACUGCAACCCAAAAAACCGCAUUGUGCUGUCGCUGGAUUUUCUCUUCAGUCGCCAACUGUUUGCGAAAUGCAGCUGGACUGGGAUUGGCAGAUCUGCUCCAAAACUUCCCUUUGGAAAAUUUAAAAAUAUUCUCACAUUGUUGCAGCGCGUGUCUGGCGCGUCGUUUGUUUUUGUAGAAAGCUGCGUGCGAAACCGAUUGUGCCAUAGCAAUGAAAGAUUGCAUGGAAAUUCAGGACGGAAAGCUUAUUGCAAGUUAGGUGGAAGCUCCGACAAAACGAGAUGUAUAUCACCACUUGCAGAACAUAAUGAAUUGAAUGUUUUCAAUUUUGAACAGCUGGAUAACGAAAAAAAGAUGAAGGAAUUCGAAGAAAAGCUUGGUAAAGACGCUGCAUUCGCCGAUAACAUUGUUACCCUGCUAAAGAUGAAAGCCGCACACUGGAAUCCAAAACAUCGUAUUGUGUUGUCGCUGGAUUUCCUCUUUAGUCGCCAACUGUUCGCUAGCUGUACCUGGACUGGGGCGGGCAGAUCUGCUCCAAAAAUCCCAUUGGGUGAAUUUAAAAAUAUUCACUCUUUGUUGAAGCGGGUGUCCGGUCUAUCGGGGAUAUCGGUAGAAAAAUGCCUGCGAAGCAGACUGCGACAAAGCAAUGGUAGAUUACGUGGGCUUCCCGGACGUAAACCAUACUGUAAGCUAGGAUGAAGCUCCAACAAAACGAGAUGCAUUUGUGUUAACUUGGUAAUACGAAAAUCUUUACACUUUUUGCACAAUGUUUUCUCAUUUCUACAGCAGAAUUGAUAAGAACAAAAAGUGAGGGAACCCGAUCGGUUGGCAACUGGAGGUAUGAUUAUUGGUAAAAUAUAAUAUGGAUAUGAAGCUACUUAGCUAAAUUGAGAUAAAUGGUUUAUCAGGAUCCGAAGAGUAUUUUUGUAUAACA